Leptomonas pyrrhocoris is the source of this 1252-nucleotide messenger RNA. Its product is annotated as ankyrin/TPR repeat protein. Bases 68 to 1252 code for a protein of 394 amino acids. The record is from RefSeq and is a predicted model, not a curated record. Gene Ontology annotation, molecular function: protein binding. The transcript has a single exon. NCBI's taxonomy places the organism in Eukaryota, Euglenozoa, Kinetoplastea, Trypanosomatida, Trypanosomatidae.
AGAAACUUACAUGGAUAUAUUAAACACACCAGCAUAACUUUUCACUAAGCGACCGCUUUCGCAUACCAUGGACGACGGAACUCGUAUCUCGGAGGAGGUGGAGAGGUUUCUCCGUGCGGCGCGCGCGCGUGACACGGCGGACUGCAGUCGGAUGCUGAAGGAGAAACCCGAGCUGAUCAACUCCGUCGAGGCUGGCGGCUACAGCGCGCUUCACUUCGCGGCCUUCAACGGCGAUGUCGAAAUGAUGCGGCUGCUGCUGGAGCACAAGGCGGACCUCAACCUCGAAAACUUAGACGGCAACACACCUCUCGUCAUGGCUGUCAAAGGCAACCAGCAGGAGUUAAUUCGCAUGCUUGUCAACGCCGGCGCCGACGUGAACCGCGAGUCCGCCUCGGGCAGCACGGCGGCGCACUACGCGGCCUCGAUGGCCUACCUCGACUGCCUGCGUUUGCUGGUGGAGCUGGGCGCGAAGACGGUGUACGCGGCUAGCGAGGCCGGCACGCUGCUGCACUGGGCCUGCCAAUCGGGCGACGUGAACUGCGUUGGUGCCAUGAUUUACGAGUUCAAGGUUCCAGUGAACGCCGUGGACAAGCACGGUGGCACGGCCCUCUUCACGGCGCUGUUUGUGAAGAAGGUGGAGGUGGUCGAGUUUCUGGUGGAGCACGGAGCCUCCGUCAACGUCACCAUCGCAGCAGACGGCACGACGCCGCUGCACAUCGCCGUCGAGCACGCCAACGCGGAGUGCGUGCGGCUGCUGUACAGCUGCGGCGCUGACGCGGACGCAAAAAACAACGACGGCGUGUCGCCGCGCGAUCUGGCGAAGACGGUCAACGGCUCCAACUCUGCCAAGGAGCUGGAGAAGCCGCAGGUGCCAAAGGAGAAGCGCGUAGAUGAGGCCGCGCGCUUCAAGAAUCAGGGCAACAAAGUCUUCCAGCUCGGUGAGAACGUCAAGGCGGCGAAGUUCUAUACGCUCGCCAUCCACCUCGACGGCACCAACCACGUGUACUACAGCAACCGUGCCGCCUGCUACUUCAACCAGCACUUCUACACAGGCGCGUACUGGGACUCGCUCCGCUGUAUCUCACUGGACCCCAACUGGCCAAAGGGCUACCUGCGCAAGGCGGCCACCGAGCUCGCGCUGAAGAAGUACACUGAUGCGCUGACCACCGCGUCACAGGGUCUGAAGCUAGACCCCUCUAACAAGGAUCUUCAGCAAGUCAAGGACGAGGCUUUCAAGCAGCUGAAGAAGUAA